GGCGCGAGAUAAACCAUGCCCCAUUUUUGCUCCCAGCAGCAGUAGCAGCGGCGGCGGCGGCGGCAGCGAUGACAGCCUUCCUCACGCUAACUUGAGAGUCAUCAGGAACCGAAACCUGCCCACGCUGGUGCCAUCCGUCCUCACUGCCCUGCCCUCUGACACACCCUGCUCGCAGCUGCUACCCGACACAGGAGGAAUAUGCAUCUGGAGAUUAAGGUUGCUCUCAACUUCAUCAUCUCCUACCUGUACAACAAGCUGCCCCGGCGCCGCGCAGACCUCUUUGGCGAAGAGCUGGAGCGUCUCCUCAGGAAGAGGUAUGAAGGUCACUGGUACCCAGACAGGCCCCUCAAGGGCUCGGGCUUCCGCUGCGUGCACAUCGGGGAGACGGUGGACCCGGUGGUGGAGCUGGCGGCCAAGCGGAGCGGCCUGGCCGUGGAGGACGUGCGCGCCAAUGUGCCCGAGGAGCUGAGCGUCUGGAUCGACCCCUUCGAGGUCUCCUACCAGAUCGGGGAGAAGGGCACCGUCAAGGUGCUCUACCUGGACGACAGCGAGGGCUGCGGUGCCGCGGCCGAGCUGGACAAGGAGAUCAAGAGCAGCUUCAACCCGGAGGCCCAAGUGUUCGUCCCCAUCGGCAGCCAGGACAACUCCCUGUCCAACUCGCCCUCGCCCUCCUUGGGCCAGUCGCCCAGCCCGACCUUCAUCCCCCGCUCCGCCCAGCCCAUCACCUUCACCACCGCCACUUUCGCCGCCACCAAGUUUGGCUCCACCAAGAUGAAGAAAGGUGGCGGUGGUGCGGGCGGGGCUGGGGGUGGCGGAGGAGGCCAGCAGCCCCCCGCCCAUCAGCCCCGCCUGGCCAGGUCUCCCACCAGCACCCUGCUGAGGCAGAAGGGCCUCUCUCUGUCUGUGCAUUCUCUGAACUUUGUCGGGGCCGGGUCAGCCCCCCAGUCCCAGCUCUCCCCCAACGCCAAGGAGUUUGUGUACAACGGCGGCUCCCCUGGCCUCUUCUUUGAUGGGGCCGAAGGGCCGCCCGGCAACAGCCUGGCCCCCGCCGCCUUCAGCGGCCCCGGCGGCAGCGGCAGCGGUUCUGGUGCUGGCGGCGGCGGCAGCGGCAGCUUCGAUGUGGCCCAGGUGUUUGGAGGCAGUGCCAGCGGCCUCUUCCUGGAGAAGUCACCCUUUGUGGAGGGCCUCAGCUACAACCUGAACACCAUGCAGUACCCCAGCCAGUCCUUCCAGCCCGUGGUCCUGGCCAACUGACCACCUGCAGGGGCCGGGGCAGCCGCCACCGCCACUGCCGAGAGAAAGGAAAGGAAAGGAAAAAAAAAGGGAAAAAUAGGAAUAUACGAAAAGAUUUCCCACCUUCUUCCUUCUGGAGAUGUAGAGGCCAGGGGCCAGGAGCUCCCCGAAGCCUCAACGCGCUUUUUAACUUGAGCCCCUGAUAUUUUUCUGCCUGUCUCUGAUUUUUUUGGUUGGCUGGUUUGGGGUUUGGAAUUUUUCUUUCUUUCUUUUUUUUUAUUUAGGAUUUUUGUUUUCCCCUAACAUCGUUAGUGGCUUCUUGUGCUGAAAGUGGUCCAGAUGGGCGUUUCCCCUUCCUCUCUCUCUCUUUCUCUGUCUCUGUCUCUCUCUGUCUCUCUCUCUGUCUCUCUCUCUCCCCUUGUACCUAGCUGAUCUGGAGCCUCUGCUGUCCAGAGAUGGCCCAAAGGGAGGGAAGGCCUCUCAGGUCCCUGGGGGAGAGGAUUGAGGAGGGAGGGUCUCCCUGUUGGGUCACAACCUCUCCCCCCUCCUCCUCCAAAGCUAUGCACCCUUUGCUGUAGUCUGGCUCUCGCGGCGUGCUGAGCAGCAGGGGUUCCCAGCCCACCCCGACCCAGUCGGCUUAGGCCAUGAGAAGAGUCUUUUGGGGUCUUCACCUCAGUUCUGUGGCCUCCCUCACCUUACCCCUUCCCAGCUUGCCCAAGCCUGUCAUCUCAGCGCCCUAGGAGAGCCAUGCCACCUUCAGCCUUCCGCGGCUCGGCAUCUCCCUGGUGACUCAGUUGCCCCAUUUCUCGGGUGGGUGGGGGAGGUCCUGUUUCAGAGGAUAGAAAGACCACAAAACCAUAUACUGGGGUGGGCGGUGUGUUUCUAGAUGUUGAGGGAUUCCUGAUGGGGAUGAGGUCAGCGGGGUGGGGGGAGGGCUGGUUCUGAGUCCUUUGGUGGGGGGUGGGGGGAUGGCCCUAGAACACUCUGAGAUCAAUUGGGGUGUGCAAAACUGAGCGAAAUUAGGGUUCUCAGCUGCCUGGUUUCCAGACUACCUGCACUUUUACUUCAGACUCUGACCAAAAAUACAAAGAAACAAAGGUUUUCUGCUCCUGGUGAGUGAGUCAGGGCUGCACAGCACAGCCGGCCUGCCUGGGCCUUCCUCCCCUCCCUCGGGGUCCAGCCUUAAGCCAGGAGUUCAGACUGUUGGCCCUGACUAACCCUCGAGAGCAGUGCCUGGAGGAGGGGGCUUGGACAAAUGAAUGUCCUGAGACUUGAAUUCAGAGUUCAUUUUCCUUCCCCCUCUUCCCCCUUUAUUUCUGCCCUUCCUUGGCCUUAAGCUACAGUGGGGCUGGCUGCACCCUCCCCUCAGAGCCUGCCCUUCAUUGCUGCCUUUUGGGGGGAGAGGCUGGGGCUGGGCAGGAGCCCUCAGCCCACCCUCCUCUGCCCACUCCCAGCCCUGCUCUGGAGUCAAGAUCAGUCUGUGGGGGGCUUGCUUUGCCGUCUUGAGUGCAAGAGAGGGGAGCAGGCAUGUGCAGCAGCUGCCGCUGGCCGGUCGCAGCCUGGUAGGGCAUCAAGGCUGGCCUUCUCCCUCUGCCCAUUAGUGAGCUUCUCACACACCCCCGUCCUUCCCUGCCUCAGUCAUUGGGAUGUACCAAAGCCCCUGCCCAGGUGCCAAGGCUGACAUGAAGCUGUGGUCCUAGUGGCAUCUUGGCUGAGGUCCCUGCUGCCAGUGUAGCUGCCCUCCUUUCCCACCCUGCUCUGUUGGGCAGGUCAGCUCUACCUCCCCCAGCCAGGUGACUUCCUGGCUUUGUAACCCAGCACCACCCAUCCCUGCCCUCUGCACUGUACUCAGGGUUGAGCCCUGGCUGGGCAGCCCUUCUCUCCCUCCCUCCUAAAAAAAAAAAAAAAAAUGGACAAACCUGCCUCCCC
Vombatus ursinus (common wombat) is the source of this 3162-nucleotide messenger RNA. RefSeq names its product transducer of ERBB2, 2 (gene TOB2). The coding region runs from base 199 to 1254 and encodes 351 amino acids. The record is from RefSeq and is a predicted model, not a curated record. Gene Ontology annotation, cellular component: cytoplasm; nucleus. Gene Ontology annotation, biological process: regulation of gene expression. Gene Ontology annotation, molecular function: transcription corepressor activity. Lineage: Eukaryota; Metazoa; Chordata; Mammalia; Diprotodontia; Vombatidae. The transcript has 2 exons.